Molecule: messenger RNA, 1290 nt
Organism: Colletotrichum higginsianum IMI 349063
Lineage: Eukaryota; Fungi; Ascomycota; Sordariomycetes; Glomerellales; Glomerellaceae
Product: Phosphoribosylamine-glycine ligase
Exons: 4
Coding region: 1-1290 (429 amino acids)
Biological process (GO): purine nucleobase biosynthetic process
Molecular function (GO): ATP binding; metal ion binding; phosphoribosylamine-glycine ligase activity
Source: RefSeq, a predicted model, not a curated record
AUGGCUGCCGAACAUCGCAAUCUCAAGAUCCUCCUCAUCGGCAAGGGCGGCCGCGAGCACGCCCUGGCCUGGAAGCUCACGCGCUCAAGGUCUGUCGAGCAUGUCUACGUCGCGCCUGGAAACGCCGGCACGGAGGCGCUUCCGAAGGCCUCCAACUGCCGAGACGUAGCGAGCGAUGACUAUCCUGGGCUCAUUCGGCUGGCGCAGACUCUCGGCAUCGACCUUGCUGUCGUUGGACCUGAUGACGCCAUUGUGGGUGGACUGGGCGACCACUUCCGGGAGAAUGGUAUUCCCUGCUUCGCCCCAAGCAAGAGGGCGGCGGUUAUCGAAGGCUCCAAGGAUUAUGCCAAGGAUUUGAUGUACAGGAGGGGCAUCCCUACCGCUAGCUACAAGACUUUCGAAAAGACCGACUAUGAAAAGGCCAAGGAGUACCUGAAAAGACUGGGCCACAGGGUCGUCAUAAAGGCGGACGGUCUUGCCGCCGGUAAGGGCGUCAUUCUCCCCGAGACGGCUGACGAGGCACGGGAAGCCCUCGAGGAUAUCAUGCUCAAUGGCAAGUUUGGUAAAGCUGGCGAGACGGUCCUCAUCGAAGAGUAUUUGGAAGGCUACGAGAUCAGUGUGCUCACCUUCACUGACGGCAGGUCGGUCCUGUCGCUCCCUCCCGGCCAAGAUCACAAGCGGGCCCUCGACGGCAACAAAGGGCUGAACACGGGCGGCAUGGGCGUGUACGCACCGGUUUCGGCCGUGUCCGCCGCGCAGAUGGCCGAUAUUGAAGAGACCAUCAUCCGGCCUACCAUUCGUGGACUUGAGCUGGACGGGAGGCCAUUCAAUGGCAUGCUUUUCACGGGAAUCAUGAUGACGCCUUUGGGGCCCAAAGUGCUCGAGUACAACGCCCGGUUCGGAGAUCCCGAGACGCAGAGCAUGGUACUCCUCCUCCCAGACGAGGCCUUGCCCGAGCUCCUUCUCGCGUGUGUGGAGAACAGGCUUGCCGACGUCAAACUGAGCGUGUCUUCCGGGUUCGCUUGCAACGUCACCGUAGCGGCAGGAGGGUAUCCGGAGUCGUACCGUACGGGGGACACCAUCCAGAUGGACGCCACUCCCGAGGGCGUGCACGUCUUCCACGCAGGCACCGAACGAGUCAGCGGUGAACUGAGAACGGCGGACGGUCGCGUCUUCUCCGUAGCGGCGACGGGAAACACCCUCGAAGAAGCAGUCUCAUCCGCCUACGAGGGAGCCAAAGGGAUCCGCUUCGAGGGCAUGUUUUAUCGCAGGGACAUUGGAGCAAGGUGA